This is a messenger RNA of Megachile rotundata (alfalfa leafcutting bee), 451 nucleotides long. RefSeq lists its product as uncharacterized. Lineage: Eukaryota; Metazoa; Arthropoda; Insecta; Hymenoptera; Megachilidae. The record is from RefSeq and is a predicted model, not a curated record.
AAUGACAGUGGUAUGCCGGAGGACUUGCUGGGUGCAAGUUGCAAGGUCGGGACCUUGCACGAAGAAGACAACCUCGUGGCAGAGCUGGAGGAAUCGAUCGUCCGUGAAAAGGAUCCCUUCUGAGAGGGGUACUGCAAACGAACCGGCACGAGGAAGAUCGACGGAGGGGAGGGGCCGUUGCAUGCACGGCUGGCUAACGUCGAACACGAACUGCAGAAGGAGGGGAAAGGCGACGAAGAAGAAGAAAAACGAAGAGAAAAAAGAAGAUCGAGCCGGUGGAGCGGGGGCUGAAGAGGAGAAGAUGCGCGGGCAGCGAACAGAAAGCACAGCCGGACUGCGGAGAAGCAACGCGUACCUUCUCGAAGAACGAAAGGUUAUAGGAACGAGAAAACAUGGCGGCCGGGAGAGAAGAUUUGGCGGCAAAUUCAAAUCGUCAAAUGAAUUUUUGUAA